GUGGGUCACGGGUCAUCCAGCCGCGACGGAACCGCAAAGGUUGUCCCAACUCCUACCAGUUUUAUGUGUAGGUGAGUGAGACCGUGAGAGGAAUUGCUGCAGCAAAACUGCUGCUAUUUUGAACUACUCUCCUCAAUUCUUCAACGUACAUACUUACCAUCCGCCGCGGCUUUCUUCAGUUCCAGAAAAAACAAAGGCCCCAAUGGACCCAUUAGGGCAUAGCAGAAGCCAAAAUGAAGUUGAAGGGGAUCUUCUGGAGGAAGGCCUAGAUGAGCUCCAAGUCGAGCAAAGGAUGAGGACGAAGAACAUAGUUUCUGUUAGCAGUCAAAAGAUGGAGCAGGAUGGAGGUGUCGACAGUUCCCCUACCACCAAGUCUACAAGCCAGAAGAGGAGAAGGAAGACGACAGAGAAGAAGAGUUUGUACGACAUUGACCACCGAGUUAAGGAUACUGUAAAGGGGAAAGCGAAUGAAAUUGAGGCCAGUCUCAAAAGAAAUGAUCCUACCUUGAUCACCACAAGUCCACAACCAAGCUCAUGUCGUGCACGGACCUCGCUCCUGGCGCCUUUAGCAUGAAACUACCGAAAAAGUUCUGCAAUGAGCAUAUGCCCGAGGGUAAAAAGUCGUUCUGGGUGAAAGUGGGAAAUGGGGAAGAUUUCCUUGUUGACUACAAUGGUGGUACUCGCGCAAUUAGUGGAGGGUGGAAAGCUUUCGCCUUUCAUCACAAAUUAGAGGUCGGAGAUGCUCUGGUUUUCCAACUCAUCCCUCCAUCCCAAUUCCAGGUUCACAUUGUGAGGGCAAAUGCCUCUAAGGAAGUGGCUAACGCCUCAGAGGAAGUGGAUGCUCAGCGCCUCCUGAAGUUGAAUGCUAUUCAGCAUGAGGCAAGCUCCUUAGCAGGAGGAACUGAAGAAAACAAUGACACCAAUGAUAGCUUACUGGACCACGAGGAAGAUCACAACCACAAUAAUGUGGGCAAUGAUGAUGGAGGUGGUAAUGGUUGGUUGGGGCCAGAUACGUGUUUUGAAAACCUAAGUGAUAGUAAUACAGACUUGACAGGACCUAUUGUUGAUGAUUUCGAACGGGUGAAACGCUUCCAAGACUUCAAAAUUGUGGCUAAUGGUUCAGUUAUCAAUGACAAAAUUUCUGAGCUCCAUCUAUCCAAAUACUAUAACCUGUGCCUUAGCCAGAGAUCUUUUCUGCACCGAGACCUUCUCGACGGGUUCAACAUCUGGACCAUUGCCGGAACGAUUAUUGACAUCUGUGACAUAGCAGAUGCCAACAGGUCAAUGUCGAAAGUAGUCCCGAAGAAAGAUUUGCAGACUUGGGGCAGCAAGUUGAAAGUAUAUGAGAAGAUGGGGUUGAAUGUUGGUUUCCUACUCGUUCGAUUGGGGAAGCUCGAGUUGCUUGCUGACAAGGCAAACGGGUACGAGAGGCUGAUGAAGGAGAGGGAUGGUAUGAAGGAGGAGCUGCAGAAUUUGGAGGAGCAAGUUGGGAGAGUGAAAGAAAAACUUGAACGGGUUGAGAAGGAGAUUGAUAAGCUAGGAGUUGUGGGUGGCGGUAGUAUUGACCGUGACUUCCAAGAGUUGGCAAAUGCGCCUUGGUGAUGGAAGAUUGUAGGGAGGAAGCUGGUAUCUUUUUGGGGCGUUUUGUAAAUGGACUGUGUAUGUCGCUUUGGGUCCAGGAUUUUGUGUAGUCUGGUAAGGAAGUUGUGCUAAGCUUAAAAUAGACUGUUAAUUUUGAGGAAGUGAAUACGUUUGGGGUACUUUCGUAGAUUGGAGUUCUUUGAAGAACUUGGCGGGCGUUUUGGUACUUUUUUUUUUUUUUUUUUUGUAAAUAGCAAUUUUGGUACUCUUUG
Linum tenue is the source of this 1853-nucleotide messenger RNA. The record is from the annotation of a GenBank genome assembly. Lineage: Eukaryota; Viridiplantae; Streptophyta; Magnoliopsida; Malpighiales; Linaceae.